GAUCCCCCUUUGGAUUAAAGCAGUUGGUUCACACGACGGAAACAGUCAAAACGCCCCCUAAACCUCUGGCACUGCAGGUGCAGUGCGUUGUUAGCAAUAGCAACACUAUACUUCUAAUAUUAUUGAUUGUGGGAAAUAACCAUGGAAGCUAAAUUAAAGAAAGAGUUGGGGACAGCCAUGCUGAAGUCAACGGGUCACUCGGGAGGUGGCUGUAUCAGCGAGGGUCAGAGUUAUGAUACUGACACUGGGAGAGUGUUUGUGAAGAUAAAUCACAAGAGAGAGGCCAAAUUGAUGUUUGAUGGGGAGAUGGCCAGUUUGGAAGCCAUUUUAAAGACAGACAAUGUUAAAGUCCCCAAGCCUGUGAAGGUGAUUGAGCUGGACACAGGAGGAUGUGUAUUUGUGAUGGAACAUCUGGACAUGAGAGGUCUUACCAAGUACUCAAAGCACUUAGGAGAGCAGCUGGCAGAUCUACAUGUUCACAACAAGAGACAGUUGGAAAAAUGUAAUAAAGAGCAGCAGACAGUGGGAAAAGGAGCUGGACAAUCGGAGAUAGCCGUUGUGGAUAAAUUUGGCUUCAGUGUACCUACAUGCUGUGGAUAUCUACCACAGGAAAAUGAGUGGCAGGAAGACUGGGUGACAUUUUACUCCCAGCAGAGGCUGCAGCAUCAGCUCAACAUGGUGGAGAAAUCUUAUGGAGACCGGCAGGCCAGUGAACUAUGGGCCAAGCUACAGCUGAAGAUCCCGCAGUUCUUCACAGAUGUGGAGAUUGUCCCCGCUCUCCUCCAUGGAGACUUAUGGGGAGGCAACGUGGCACAGUGUGCAGAAGGCCCAGUCAUCUUCGACCCAGCCUCCUUUUAUGGCCAUUCAGAAUAUGAGUUGGGUAUUGCAGGGAUGUUUGGUGGCUUCAACAGCUCUUUUUACUCUGCUUACCAUGAAAGGAUUCCUAAAGCACCAGGCUUUGCAAAGAGAAACCAGCUUUACCAACUCUUCCACUAUCUGAAUCACUGGAACCACUUUGGUGGGGGCUACAGGGGCUCUUCAAUAAGUAUUAUGAAGGACCUUCUUAAAUAAUUGCACUCACGUUUGUAGAAAGCUUCACAGUCUUAAACUCCAACAAAGUAUUAUGUAUAUAUGAAUAGAUGCUAAAUUGACAAAACAUUGUUUUUAUUUAAAAACAUUUUAUACAAGUAGAAGAGCAUUAUGCGUUACGGGUAUUCUUUUUUAGGCUCGUUUGUGAGUUAGAAGAACAAAUACCAAGACGUUUUAAGUUGGUCCAAAGCUGAGAAUGCUUCUUUGGUAUGAUGCAAAUCUUUUCUUAAUUUUGUAUUAUAUUCAUUGCCUGCAUUUGAGCAGCAUCCAACUGAAUUGUGCUGCUGUGCAAAGGACACAAGGACUGAUUUUCCCAGUAAAUGCAAUGCUUUAUACUUUAACUACAUCAUAAUAAUAUGACCGUUGAUGUCAUGCACCCUGAAGAAUACAUAGAACUACAACAUGUUGCAGUAUAUAAAGGGAUCCUUGCAAUGUUUAAUAACCACUGCUUAUCCAAGAAUAAAUCAUGUGUUGA
This is a messenger RNA of Cottoperca gobio, 1564 nucleotides long. It is a transcript of the gene fn3krp, whose product is annotated as fructosamine 3 kinase related protein. NCBI's taxonomy places the organism in Eukaryota, Metazoa, Chordata, Actinopteri, Perciformes, Bovichtidae. The transcript has 6 exons. Bases 142 to 1071 code for a protein of 309 amino acids. The record is from RefSeq and is a predicted model, not a curated record.